UGGGAAACGAUGAGAAAGAGUGUUUUGAUUGUCAAGACAGCCAGCCCCACAGAGAGUGGCAGGACUUUGAAUUUGUAACUGUUCUCUUCUAUAAACCCGUAGACCUUUGGAGGGCUGCAGCUCCAGAGAUACAAAUUGCAUUCAGCUUGGCCUGUAUUACAUGCUGUGUUGGGUACUCGUGUGAGUCUAGUGCUGUAUGAGAAAUGGAAUUGGGACAGAAAAGUUUAAGCAUUAGGGAAACCUGGGAGUCCUGUCUGCUUAAUUGUGAUGCCAGAAUAGAGAGAAUCACAAAAAGUGAAGAUUAAUAUUAACUGAAUUUCGGGCAACUAGAGCAUGCGUGGCAAACCGUGCAAACAGAAGGGAAUGUUUCAAUAUAGGUAAUUAUUCAUUCUUCUUUCUAUUUCAGAACAAUGAAAAUGCCAAUUCCAAGCAGGAAUUGUAAGAAAUUUCAGUUUUUGUGCAAAUUUAUUACUUUGGAAGUUUUACUUCAGCUUAGAAUAAGUUUUGACACGCUGGAAGUUCCCAAAGAGGAGGAAUUCCAACUUUCUCACUGCUGCAAGUCCACAUUCAUUAAUUUUCAUGGUUUUUUAUGUGCGGGCUCUCCUCUGUGAGUUAUAAAGGCUUGAGCAGUAAAGCCAAAAUCUUUACUGAGGAUUUGUACACGGGUUUUGGAUAUGAAAGAACAAUGUACAUGGACAAAAUGCACCAGGGCCUCAUUGAUGCCAUUAAGCCCUUCUUGGAUUAUUAUGAGCAGGUUGACGGGGUGUCCUACAGGAAAGCCAUCUUCAUCUUCCUCAGUAAUGCUGGUGGUGACUUAAUUAAUAAAGCAGUGCUUGACUUCUGGAGCAUUGGAAAGCAUAGGGAAGAUAUUCAGCUGAAAGACCUUGAGCCCAUGCUGUCUGUGGGAGUCUUCAGUAACAAGAACAGUGGACUGCGGCACAGCAGCCUCAUGGACAGGAACCUCAUUGACUACUUUGUUCCCUUGCUCCCCCUGGAGCACAAGCACGUGAAGAUGUGUGUGCAGGCUGAGAUGAUCGCCCACAGGCAUGAAGUCGAUGAGAAGGUUGUUCAGGCAGUGGCUGAUGAAAUGACAUACUUCCCCAAAGAAGCAAGAAUCUACUCCAAUAAAGGUUGCAAGACUGUACAGGCCAAGCUGGACAUCCAUGAAGACAUUGCAAAAGCCAUGGACUGAUUACCCUUCACCUCUCCAAAGCACUUUCAGAGCUUUUGGAAACUUGUCUAUUUGCACUUAAGCUUUUGCUUAAGCUGCUGUGGAGCUUCUGUUGUUUGUUUGUUUGUUUGUUUUUUUCUCCAGCCUAGUCUUUUCCCCCAACAGAUCUGUUUCCGUAUCGCAGAAGUGACUAUUUUGAUCAACAACAAAAAAAAAACUCAGAAAUUUUUAACAUCCUCAAGAGCUAUCUCCCAUCCUGCUUAGUAUCAGUCUGAAGUUCCCAUGCUGAUUUGUUCUAUUGUCAGAUAUGGAUUUAUGUGAAAUAAUCUUGAUUUCAGAUCAGACCUCUGCAGACCUUCACAGAAUUAACAAUGGACACAAAUUUUCUCACUGGAUGAUUUACCCUUGGGAAAUUCCUUUUCUUCAAGUGAACUUAAGGGACUUUUAAAGCCUUAGGAGCUCUUCUGCUUCUGUGUCUCAAAUCAGCCAUUUAAAUUAUAUAGACAGAAUUAUACUACUGAGAGAUUAGUAAAAUAUAACUAUAAAGAUUACCAGUUCUCUCCCAGCACUCUUCAUUUGCCUGUCUGGGUUUUGGAUGUCAUAAGAAUCAUAGUUUAAAAGAAGCUGAAGACAAAGGAGUGAAGUAAUAAACACUUGCUUACAAUGGAGGACUCAGACCACUGUCCCUCCAACCCUUUGUUUUAUGCACCUUCUAGGAGUUAAAGAACCAUUUCUAUUAAAGGAUUCUUCUUGAUGAGAAGCACAAAGACUAAAUCUAGAGGAGUACUUGCUAUUUUGCAAAAGACAAUAACCAAGGCUAUCAUUUUUUUUUCCUAGCGUGGCCCAUGGUUCUCUGAAUAAGGAUGAAACUCUCCUAGACAGAGAAUGCUAAGAAUGGUUAUUCUUAGUUCCUGAUGCAAGUAGAGGAUGUACUUCACUAAUUUUCAUAAGUUCCCUGAAUUGAAUUUGACUCAAGAUGAUUCUUCGUGUCUCAGUGGGAGCAAAGCAAAGGAAAUACAAGGGAAGACUAACACAACAGAAAACAAACUUUCUUAUGAAAAGAUGAACUUAUAUAUAAUUCUAUGAAACCUGGGUGCCUUCUGUGCUUUCAUGAGAAAGAUAUAGGAUUCAAAAUCCCAAUCAGCUGUCCAGUAAGAAUCACAUUUUUUUCCAUUAUGAGUAGAUCAGCGAUCACUUUUUUUUUUUUUUUUUUUUUCCCCCCCAUGUCAUGGGGCAGAUUUGUCCCACAAUCAUCCAGAGAUCAGGCCAGAAAAUUCUCAUGAUAAAGCUCUGCUCCUGCUGGCAUCUAAGAUUUGCAAAGGACUCAGUGGGGCAGUGAGAACUGGUGGGUGAAGAGCUCUUUGUUGAAGCCUUUCGUGGUGUUUUUUGUUGUUGUUGUUGUUGUUUGUUUGUUUUUUUUCCCUCCCUGCAACAGAAGAGAAAAUGGGGGUAUUGAGUGUUUGGUGGAAAGCAAAACAAAAACAUAACCAUGUCUCUACCAGGCCUGAAUCCAGCCCUGUGACAGUCUGUUUUCCACUGGCUCUCAAAAUUUAUGUAAAGAAUAAGGAGAAGAAUGUAACUGUUCCUUUGCAGCUUCUGCUCUGAGAAUGUUCUUAAUGAGUUCCCCUUUUUAACUCAUCUAAUUGUCCAUCCUACCCUGGCACUCCCUGUGCCUUUGAGACACCAGAGAUCCCAAGCAUCUGAAGACAUAAAGCCAGAGUUAAAUGGCAUUUUACAUUCCAGGAAGCUCCCAGAGAGCCACCAAUUUCCCCUCGCUCCGGGAGGCUUCAGAGAAUCCAAAGAACAGCCCCCACUUUUCUGGGGAACCAGAUCAAACCACAGCACCAAACAAGCAUGAAAUUGCCAAAUAUUUUCUUAUUGUCUUGGAAAAAAAAAUAAAAAUAAUAAAGACACUUCUAGUU
This is a messenger RNA of Lagopus muta (rock ptarmigan), 3093 nucleotides long. Its product is annotated as torsin-1B-like. The coding region runs from base 590 to 1192 and encodes 200 amino acids. Lineage: Eukaryota; Metazoa; Chordata; Aves; Galliformes; Phasianidae. The transcript has 3 exons. Gene Ontology annotation, biological process: protein localization to nucleus; nuclear membrane organization. Gene Ontology annotation, molecular function: ATP hydrolysis activity; ATP binding; kinesin binding. The record is from RefSeq and is a predicted model, not a curated record. Gene Ontology annotation, cellular component: nuclear envelope; endoplasmic reticulum lumen.